AAAAAAAUUGUUUCAGUCAUUGUCGAGAAACUGUUGCUGAACAAAAUGGACUGUAAGAAAUGUCUGUGUCUGUGCCGUCGCCACGAUUCUCCUGAUCGAAGAGGACCUCGUCGCAUAGUAAUGAUUGGAAAAACCGGAGUGGGAAAAAGUGCUGUGGGGAACACCAUCCUUGGUAGAAGGGUUUUUAACUCAAGCCCUUCUGCAAACUCUGUCACGAACUUGUGCCAAAAAGCAACUGUCUAUGACCCUAGAGAAAUUUCUGUGAUUGACACACCUGGAAUUUUGGAUACCAGCCAACCGAAAGACCUCAUCAAAAGAGAAAUAGUAAGAUGUAUUCAGAUUUCAGCACCAGGUCCUCAUGUGUUUCUGCUGGUGAUACAAAUUGGCCGUUUCACUGCUGAGGAGCAAAAAUCUGUCCAAGCCCUGCAAGAGCUCUUCGGAGAAGAAGCUUCAAAAUACAUGGUAGUGGUCUUCACUCAUGGAGAUUCACUUAAUGGUCAAACAAUAGACGACUAUGUAGAAACAGGCCAUCCAGAACUCCGGAAAGUGAUCCAGGGGUGUGGUAGUAGAUAUACUGUGUUUGAUAACACUAACACAAAGAAGCGAGUGCAGGUGAAUAUCUUAUUGAAGAAAAUUGAUGAAAUGGUGUCAGCAAAUGGGGGAGAAUGCUUCACUCAGGACAUGUUUAAAGAAGCAGAAGAAAAAAUUCAACAACAGAACAUGGAGAGAGCGGCCGCAGAGCUUCUGGAAUAUCAGUUUAGCUUUCUUGGGGCUCUUGACCACAGAGUCGUUUUGUUCCAGCAAAUAUUGAUGGAAGGCUUUCACGAACAGUUUGCUAUUGAUAGUGGCUCUUGCAGUUACUAAAGAGACUUAAUCAGACACAUGUUUAUGUUCAGCGGUAGUUUUAUGACACCUUACUCAUUUAUGUGAUGUUAUAAAGUGUAUACAUAUGAUUCAAUAGAGAGGUGGCCAAAAACGGUAGUUUUCUUGAGAUCAUUGAUGAGAGAAUUAGUUUUUAACCUGAUCCUAUUUUUUUAUCAAAUGUUGUUAAGACCUCCACAGUGACAUUUAUUGUGCAUUUUCAUUUUAACAUUGAUUACAAUUGUUUUAAAAUUUCUCCUGUUGUGGUAAAAUAAAUUGUUAUUUCAAAUUUAAGAUAUACCACUGCAGCACAUUGCAGAAUGAAUAUGUUGUGGAAGCGAACUUCUUCGUGAAGGCACUGUGUUCUCUAACACUUUGAGUUUUUUUUGUGCACAAUUUAAUACUUUAUAUAAGUGAUGGUAUUCAUUAGAUUAGCAGUUAGCUGUAUGCCUAAUAUACUGUAUUAGAGGCGUCAAAAAAUAUUUUUAGAAUUCACAAAAAAACGGUCUACUAUAUAACUGUAGACAUAAAUGUAUCCCUGUCUUCGCCAUUCUUUCUUCUUAAAGGUUACAUUUAUUUAUAAUCUAUGAAUAAUAAUGUGUGACAUCUGCAUUAUAAAAAUUUUAUGACACAUUGGAAACUUUCCACAUAAUUAAGCAUUUUUUGUUACCAUUAUCUAACAUUUAACAUCUGUUAAGAAUCAGUUUGGUAUGACAUUCGGGGUGGAAAUAAAUAUAGCUGUAAAUAUAAAUAUGACUUGGUGUUGGUGAUGGAAAUAAAUAUGUGACUGUAAAUAUAAA
Pimephales promelas (fathead minnow) is the source of this 1661-nucleotide messenger RNA. Its product is annotated as GTPase IMAP family member 7. Gene Ontology annotation, molecular function: GTP binding. NCBI's taxonomy places the organism in Eukaryota, Metazoa, Chordata, Actinopteri, Cypriniformes, Leuciscidae. The record is from RefSeq and is a predicted model, not a curated record.